UGACCCGCUCUGUACCCUCUUGCCCUAUAUAUCUGACCCACAACCGAUUUGGUCGUCAUUCACUAACUGCGGAGGGAUCAUUCGUUCGUGACUCGCCGGAGCUAAUUCUCCCCAGCUAAUCUCCGUCUUCCGGCCACCGUAUCUACCCCGCAACCAUGACGACAUCGAGGCGCCUCGCAGAUAGGAAGGUGGAGAGGUUCGAGAAGAACAUCACCAAGAGAGGGACCGUGCCCGAAACAACUGUUAAGAAGGGAAAGGAUUACCCUGUCGGUCCUAUCCUUCUCGGGUUCUUCAUAUUCGUAGUCAUCGGGUCAUCACUCUUCCAGAUAAUCAGGACUGCCACAACCGGAGGCAUGGCGUAAAUCAACCAUGAGAGGUGGCAUCGGGCAGUUUUUCGUUUGGGUCGUUGAUUGUUUUGUUAGGUCCUAGAGACACAGUUACUUGUACUGUUAUGUGAACAGCUCCAGAUCUUACACCAUAUAUAGACCGUGUAUUUGUUUCUGGUAUCUCCUCUUCUCUCCCCUUUCUUCUUCCUUAACUACAAAGUUUUCGGUAUCUCCAGCAACGUCUGAAGACUCGAAUUCUGAUUUCAUUCCAUUUCAGCAA
Punica granatum (pomegranate) is the source of this 606-nucleotide messenger RNA. The record is from RefSeq and is a predicted model, not a curated record. Lineage: Eukaryota; Viridiplantae; Streptophyta; Magnoliopsida; Myrtales; Lythraceae.